Anopheles coustani is the source of this 2468-nucleotide messenger RNA. Its product is annotated as zinc finger protein 808-like. Gene Ontology annotation, molecular function: DNA-binding transcription factor activity, RNA polymerase II-specific; RNA polymerase II cis-regulatory region sequence-specific DNA binding. Bases 67 to 2328 code for a protein of 753 amino acids. The record is from RefSeq and is a predicted model, not a curated record. Gene Ontology annotation, biological process: regulation of DNA-templated transcription. The transcript is spliced from 2 exons. Lineage: Eukaryota; Metazoa; Arthropoda; Insecta; Diptera; Culicidae.
CGCAUUGUCACAUAAACAAAUCACCUACGGACACGAGAACGCCGGUUUCGGUUUCUGGCGGUGACAAUGGACUACAAUGCAUACAACAACAAGCUGUAUGCCGGGGUGUCGCAGCCCAUUCCCGGGAGCUCCGGGUUCUUUCAGCCAAGUGCCGCAACACCGACGUUCCUUAAGGUCCCUAAUCCCGCGCUGAUCAAACAAGAGUCUUCCGUUGGUGUAGGAACUCUCGGAGAAACCCCUACGCCGCCUGUAAAUUACAGCCAAAACCAGCAUUAUGUGAACCAUGGCGUUUCGGUGGAUCCGGAAAAGCCGCUGUUCUACCGACCGAAACCGUUUGACCUGCAGUUAAUGUCCAAUGCCUAUAUGCAGCACCAUCCGCAUCAGCAGUUUAUGCAGCAUCCACACCAUCACCAUUUACAGCAUCAACAGCAGCAGCAACAACAUCCACCUCCACAACAACAACAGCACCAUCAUCAGCAACAACAUCUUUCGUCAGUGCCAUCGCACGUACAACCCCAACAGCAACAGGUGCAGGUUGUUACGCAGCAGCAACAUCAGCAUGCGACGAGCUUUCACGAGUUUCCUGACCACUCCAAUGCGUCCAGCGUUGGAUCGUCUUCCAUCGAACCACAAGCGUACAUAGUACACCGGCAACCGGUGGUUCCGUUGCAAAUAAUGAAGGAAGAAACAUUUCCUCCUGCGGUUCCAGCUGCCAGUUACACUCCAACGGCCGUGGACACCCCACCGGCACCGGCCCCUGUCGUUUCGCAAGUAACGCGUUUUAGUUGCGAUUCCUGCCCGAAGACGUUUGACACGAAAUCGAAGCUAGAGAAACACACCAAGACGCACCUGGUGUACGAGGAGCAGGUCUUCAAGUGUCGCAUGUGUGAUAAGAUCUUUCGCACCAAGAGCACACUUAUCUGCCACGAGAAGGUGCACGGCGAGAAUGGGGUGGACAAUAGCUUUUCGUGCGUGGAGUGCGGUAAGGUGUUCGCUUCGGAUGAUAAAUUGCAGGUCCACCGGCGGCUACACACUGGGGAAAAGCCGUACCAGUGUAAGGUGUGCCAAAAGUGCUUUAAUCACCAGUCGAACCUGAUCGUGCAUUCGCGCAUCCACGAAAAGGUAAAGAAGGCACUGAAGUGCGAUCGGUGCAGCAAGGUGCUGGACAAUGAGGAGCGCCUGGCCAUACAUAUGCGGUUGCAUACGGGCGAAAAACCAUACAAGUGUUCGUACUGUGAAAAGCGCUUUAAUCACAAGAGUACGGUGAGCACGCACGAAAAGGCGGCCCAUAUCGCAGCCAACUCGUUCAAGUGUGACCGGUGCCACAAGACGUUCAAUCAAAAGUGCCAGCUGCAAUAUCACGAGAAGCUACAGGAAGAGCACACGAUCGCGUGCACCCUCUGCGAUAAGGUGUUCUGCUACAAGGCAAGCCAUAAGGAGCACAUGUUUAAGGUGCAUCUACCUCGGCCGAAGAAGGAACCGAAAAAGGAACCGUCGGGUUCGGGGGCCGAAGGAUCCGGUGCGACAUCCGGUGGGACCGGUUCCCAGGGUCGCAACAAAUUCAAAUGUACCGUGUGCGAUCGUCGGUUUUAUUAUAAGCGCGCGCUCGAAGUUCACAUGGGCGUGCAUGAUGCGUCGUUGGAUGUGAACGUGCUGCACUUCUCGUGCAACUACUGCCCGGAGACGUUCACCGAGGAAGAACCGUUGGAGCAACACGAGGCCGAGCACGUGGCUCUCGGAACAACGGAUUUUCUCGUGAACAUGAAAGCGCUCGAACAGUCGGAAAAUCCCGCCAACGGCCAGGUGGACGGAGGGUUCCGGUGUCCACUGUGCUUCAAACGGUUCGACGAUCAGUCGGCACUACGCGAACACCACCGUACGCAUCUUUGUGCGCGACCCGAUUGCACCAAAUGCGAACGGGCCCGCGGGGAAGAAUUCGAUAUCAACAUCACCACGUACGAUGCCGAAGAGGAUCGGCGCGAAACGGUGUGCAACAUUUGCCACCGGACGCUGCCCUCCUUCGAACAGUUUCAGAACCACUUCCACUAUCACACAUCGCGGGUGCCAUUCUACUGCUUUCACUGCCGGGUGGAGUUUCACGACAAGCGCGAACUGUACUCGCACUCCCGCACACACUCGCCGCGCGAACUGGAGUCGUACACGUGCGAGAUCUGUGCGAAGGUGUUCUCGACGAAGGGCAACUUUAAGCGCCACCUGAAAUCUCACGAAACGGUCCGGGCGUUCGCGUGCGACCGGUGCUUCAAGCAGUACGACUAUAAGAGCGCCCUCGAGGCACACUUGAAGCGAUCCCACGGUAUCGAGUUGUAGGCCAAAGGUCUUUCUCCCUCCCCCAUUCGCCAAGUGCCGGUGGCCGGUUGAGCUAUAUUUUUCAUCCACUUUUUUUGUUCGUAUUUGUCUUCUUCUUCUUGGCGUAAAUGACCUUGUUGGUCAUGCCUGCCCGUUAAGGG